AAAAUCCGCUGUGUUAAUUAAGCUGUGUUAAUCUGCAUUUACUCAAAAUGAGUUAAUUUUACAAGAAACGGUGAAAGACACCCCCUUGUGUUGGUGAAAAUGAUCAGAGUUGUAUUCUACGUCGUUAACUUUGCUCUGUUAAGCUCCGCCCCUCAAUCUACCCACUGCAGAUAACGUGUUGGAGUUUUGUCGGCGCCAUUUUCUGCUCCCUCGUGCGUAUAGUUUUGUACUGUGAACUCUCUGAAGAAGACGUUAACGUUAGGCUACAUUUAGCCUCGAAGUUUUGCUUUCAAGAGCAACUCUGCAAUGUUCCAGGUAACUGUUAGUUUCUGUGCAUAUAAGGCUCUACAGAUCACAUCAGCAUGCUGGUAAAGGUGAAAUUUGGGGAUGCACAAAAGUUUGUUAAAAUAGCCCAUCUGAACCUGGAGGACUUUUUGUCUGCAGCCUUUUUGAAGUUUGGGGUUCCAAAUGUACCUGAGAACGUGAAGGUUGUGGAUGAAUCCGGGACUGAGGUGGAUGGUGAUGUUUUUGAGGAGUUAAUCAAAGAUCCCUCCGUUGGCGUUCUCAGCAUAAAACAUGGUGCAGGAUACAGUCAUUAUUGAAGAAGGCCCUGACAGUAAGCGAAUGAAGCUGGAUGAUGAAGCAAAAAAGCUGGUGCAAUCUGUUCUUGUCAAGAAACCUGGAGGCGAGAGUAUAAUAAAUGAGUAUAACAGAACAAAGGCUUUGAAGGAUGAAACGAGGAGAAAAAUGGUUAAUAUCCUGGCAGCUGAUAUGACCGAAAAAAAUGGAGGGUCCCCACCAAGGCUGGUCAAAGAAAAAUAUGCCAGAGGAAUCGUGGCUUUGUUCCCUUACCUCAGUGACCCCUAUUCCAAAAAUGGCUUUGAGCAUUACUAUGAUGGUGAGAGUGGCACCGGAUAUUUGGCAUGGAGAAUCAAAACUAUUCAGAGAAACCUGGCUAAAGAACGACGAGGAUCAUUUGAAGGUCAAGUGUCGUAUGCUGAGCGGGGAUCCGGUGGACCAACUGUAGCAAGGCAUUCGAAGUUUACUCCAGAGAUUGUCCUUAGUGAGGAUGAAUGCAAGGAAGCAAUUGCAUUCAUGAACCAUUCUGCUGAUGAGGAUGCCAUCAAGAAGAAAAUGAAACUGACAUUUGACUAUCGUCGUAAGAUGGUUCUUGAUCCCAUGCAGUCCAGUGAUCUAUUGACAAUUUUUCCUCGUUUCAAGGACAUUAAAGGCUUGAUUGAGCAAGACUUUGUUCUGAUGUUUGGAGAAGGAGUGUCAGGCAAGCUGCUAGAGAAGUGGACAACAGCGUUCAAGAAAAAAGUCAUUCAGCAGUGCAAGACUUCCUGCAAACAGCGAUUUACAGGAACUUUUGCUAGCAGCAGAAUCUCUUCGUGAUGACACUGAAGAAGAUGUUCAUAUUGUUUGGGACAGCGACCUUGCUUCAGUACUACUACUGUUGCAUCUGAUUCCACCAUCUGCUCAAGGCCGGAAGAGACCAGGGAAAGUUUCUGCUUCUCAAGCAGAAAAUCAUCUUGUUGUCUUCAAGAAGAGUGGAACAAACAUCGAGGAGCAUCUGCAAGACAUCUCUGCUAGCGCUCAGCCCUAUCUCCUGGCUGUAGGUCCUCAGAAGGAUUCAAUUCACCAGUUCUUCAUCAUCCUUGAUCAGCAUGCCAUUCCAUGCAAGUCCACCUCUUCUCUUGGUGCCUUUGAUGAACUGUUUAAGGCACAUUAUGUUUUUGGCACCUCUUACAACACCAUGCUGCACAACAUGUACACUUUCAUUCAAACCACUGUGUACAACAUAGAUGUUGGGAAAGUGAAAGAAAGUCCUCGUGUUGCUGAGGUUAGGGCAAGGCUGCUUAACUAGGUGCCUAAAGUUCCAGUGCACUCAUGAAGUGUUUUGUUUGUGAGACGGAAUUAAAUGGUUCAAAAUUGCUUGUUAGGCACUUCAGAUUUGUUCAUGGUUUGGUUCCUGGAAAGAGCCUUCGACUUAAAUGUGUAGAGGCAGGAUGCGGUUCUGAGUUUGGUACCUUCUCAGGUUUUAGAAAACAUUUGAAUAUAAAACAUCCUGAACAAUGUGAACAGAGUUGUGACCCUAGUGGCAUCUGUGAGACAGGAAGAAAAUAGUGCUGCAAUGUUCCACCAGAGUGACAGUGCUGAAGAUGUGGCCACAACAUCUGUAAUGUUAAAGUCUAAUAAGAACACUUUAGAUAUGUGUGCGUCUGCUGUUGCACAACUGAAAGUUGCUGGUUUAAGUCAGUCUGCAAUAAAUGGUUUUGUUUCAUCUA
Messenger RNA from Danio rerio (zebrafish), 2288 nucleotides. Lineage: Eukaryota; Metazoa; Chordata; Actinopteri; Cypriniformes; Danionidae. The record is from RefSeq and is a predicted model, not a curated record.